AUGAUUGAUUUAAAAUUAAAUAAAAUAAUAAAAUAUAUAUAUAUAGAUAUAAUAAAUACUAUUGUUAUAAUCUAUAUAAAUUUGAAAAAUAUUAUAAUAAAUACAAAUAAAAUAUUAGAUAAAAAUUUAUUGUUAAAAUAUAAUUACAAUAAGUUGUUUAACAAAAUAUUUAAUACUAUAACUUUGGAUAUAACUUAUAAAAAAAAUCAAUUAAUAAAAGUUUAUAAUGCAAUUGUUUAUAUGUUUAAAAAAUAUAUAUUAAAUUAUUCGUUUGUAAAACUAUGUUGGUAUUAUAUAACAGAUUUAGAUUUAACUAACUUAGACCUUCAUAUACACAAAAAAUUAGACAUUUAUACAGUAUAUAAAAAUAAAAUAAAAAUAUUACUCAUAUUUUUAAAAUCAUUAUUAAUAUAUAUUAUAGAUAAAUAUUACUAUAAACAUGGUAAAUUAUAUUUUCUUCUAAAAUAUCUAACAAAUAAAGAAACAUAUAAAAUGGUAAAUACUUUAAAUAAAUUAAUCUCUAUUAAAGUAACAGAUUUAAUAUUUUAUCAUGAUGAACUUAAAUUUUUAAUUAAACUAUUCUAUAAAACAGAUUACAUUAUUUUAAAUAAUAUAGACAAAAUAAGAUUUCAAAACGGAUAA
Messenger RNA from Theileria parva strain Muguga, 642 nucleotides. RefSeq lists its product as hypothetical. The coding region runs from base 1 to 642 and encodes 213 amino acids. NCBI's taxonomy places the organism in Eukaryota, Apicomplexa, Aconoidasida, Piroplasmida, Theileriidae. The record is from RefSeq and is a predicted model, not a curated record. The transcript has a single exon.